Molecule: messenger RNA, 393 nt
Organism: Fusarium verticillioides 7600
Lineage: Eukaryota; Fungi; Ascomycota; Sordariomycetes; Hypocreales; Nectriaceae
Exons: 4
Coding region: 1-393 (130 amino acids)
Source: RefSeq, a predicted model, not a curated record
AUGACAGGUCCCAAGGGUGAUGUCGAUUACAGACGUGUAUCAUUGACUGGUUAUAACGCGGUUCCCUAUAACAAGUGUUUAGCUCAGCAAAGACAGAGAGUCCUCCUCAGGCUUAGGACUUGGGAGUGUGAGAAUGGUUCGAUACUUGGCCAACCUACACCGUAUACCGGGUACGAAUCGAGCACCUGGGGUAAAGUGGAUGUACCCGGUAGAGACAGGAAAGGCCAGGGAGAGCCGGCAUUGACCGUGGAGACUUCGCAAGCCGGGAACCUGUUGGGUUUAGCCUAUUAUCAAGCUUCAAUGCGCUCGGCAUUGACUAUAUCAGAGUUCGAGGGAUUUGUUUGGGCAGGGUGUCGAGGCGAGGUCUGGUGCGGCAGAGGCAAAGCCACCUGA